AUGGGAUUCGUGCUCCGCACGUUGCCAUUUCUGGCCAUUUUAAUCCAAUGGAGCACCGCAGAACAAGUUGUUCUCUUGGACACGACAGCAGAAGAAGCCAGCCUAGACUGGACCAGAUUUCCAUAUGGACCACAGGCCAAUACUCCAGGGUGGGUCGAAGAGUCCUUUACCAACUUCCAAAAAGGCAUAAACUGGAGAUCGUACGUAGUCUGUGAUGUGGCCUAUAACAACGCCAACAAUUGGCUAUGGACGCCGUUUAUCGAUAGAGGAGAGGCGAACCGGAUAUACAUCGAGAUCAAGUUCACCAUCAGGGAUUGUAGUUUGUUUCCAGGAAACGCGCUGUCAUGCAAAGAGACGUUUAGCCUGUUGUACUACGAGUUCGACGCCGCGACGCGGGAGCCGCCUCCCUGGGACGCCGAUAGAUACAAAUUAAUUGGUCGUGUAGCAGCCGGAGAAGGCAGAUUCAAUUCCAACAGCGAAGUCAACAUUAACACUGAAGUGAAAAGCAUUCCUGUUACCAAAAAAGGAGUUUAUUUUGCCUUUAGAGACCAAGGAGCUUGUAUAUCUUUGCUAGCAAUCAAGGUCUACUACAUCACAUGUCCAGAAGUCACUAUCAAUUUUGCCCGUUUCCCUGCCACACCAACUGGUAAAGAAAUCGCCAUUAUUGAGCAAGCGCAAGGGUCUUGCGUAAGCCACGCUGAAGUCGUAGGCUCUUCACCCAUUUAUCUAUGCAAGGGCGAUGGCAAAUGGUCCCUGCCCAGUGGAGGCUGUAAAUGUAAAGCUGGAUUCCAGCCCGAUAUGGAGAAACAAACUUGUAAUGUGUGUCAACCUGGUACCUAUAAAUCGGAAGUUGGUGAUGGACAUUGUUUCCCCUGCCCCAAAUACUCCCAAGGACCCGAAUUUGGCCUAUCUGAAUGUAAAUGCAUCGAAGGAUAUUUCAGGGCACCCAAUGAUCCUAAAAAUAUGUCUUGUACACAACCUCCAUCCGCCCCAUUGAACCUUACAGUUAAUUUUGUUGACCAAUCGAAUGUGAUACUCAGUUGGUUACCUCCAGAGAAUCAAGGCGGUAGAAGUGAUACUUCUUACAGAGUACGGUGUGACGCUUGCAGCUUAGGAUUAGUCCAGUAUAACCCACCAACAGAAACUUUCAACGAAACCAGGAUACAUAUAAGCGGCCUAAAUGCUGUAACGACUUAUCGAUUUCAAAUAUUUGCUGAAAAUGGGGUGACUAAUUUGAAUAAGAGGACUAGUCCGGAAUAUGCUGAUGUUACAAUUACUACAGAAGCUUCAGUGGCUAGCAGUAUUACCAAUAUUAGGGUGACAUCUGUGAAAAGUACUGAAAUUACUUUGGCGUGGGAUGCACCUAUCACUGAUGGAGAUUUGGAGAGCGAUCAAGUGGAAACUUACGAAGUUAGGUGGUUCCCCCGCAAUGAAGAAUACAGCAACUCUACUAGUUUCCUGACAACCACUUUGAUAGCCACAAUUACAGGAUUACAACAAAGGACCGAAUAUGGGUUGCAAGUUAGAGCCAAAACGCCAAGAGGAUGGGGAGCUUGGUCUCAAGUUAUUUUCAAGACCACUGGACAAGUUUUGAACACAGCUUAUGUUGGAGCAGAAGAAGGUUUCAGACUUCAGCUAGUGGCAGGAGGAAUCGUUGUAAUCGUGGUAGUUCUAGUAGCUGUCAUUGUCUUAACAGUGGUAUUCGUGCGCUCCAGAUCAAACGACGAAUGCAAUAAAAAACAGCCCAGCGAUUGUGAUACUCUGGAGUAUCGCAAUGGAGAAGUUCACCACACCAGCUUGGACAAUCCCCCAAUAGUUACGACCCAUACCAACGUGACCACCCCCCUCUUUACGGGUAUAAGUGGUUCUUCUCGAACUUACAUAGACCCUCACACUUAUGAAGAUCCCAAUCAAGCUGUCAGGGAGUUUGCACGAGAAAUUGAUGCUAAAUGUAUCACUAUUGAAGCUAUUAUAGGGUGUUAUUUUCAAGGUGGCGGAGAGUUUGGCGACGUGUGCAAAGGUAAAUUGAAAAUGAACGGUGCCGAGAUCGAUGUCGCCAUCAAAACCCUGAAAGCCGGCUCUUUAGAUAAGAGCCGCAACGAUUUCCUCACCGAGGCCUCCAUCAUGGGCCAGUUCGAACAUCCCAACGUCAUUUUUCUCCAGGGCGUCGUCACCAAAUCGAAUCCGGUGAUGAUCAUCACCGAAUAUAUGGAAAAUGGAUCUUUGGAUACGUUUUUGAGGGCCAAUGAUGGUAAAUUCAAAGUGAUACAAUUGGUGGGCAUGCUAAGAGGUAUAGCGGCCGGUAUGCAAUACCUAAGCGAAAUGAAUUAUGUGCAUAGAGACUUGGCGGCCAGAAACGUUUUAGUUAAUUCAGAGUUAGUGUGUAAGAUAGCCGAUUUCGGUUUAAGUAGGGAAAUUGAGAGCGCCACUGAGGGUGCUUAUACCACAAGGGGUGGUAAGAUUCCAGUCAGAUGGACAGCUCCAGAAGCUAUAGCUUUUCGUAAAUUUACUUCAGCCAGUGACGUAUGGUCGAUGGGCAUCGUUUGCUGGGAAGUUAUGUCGUACGGCGAACGGCCGUAUUGGAAUUGGUCAAACCAAGAUGUUAUAAAAAGUAUAGAGAAGGGCUAUAGAUUGCCAGCACCGAUGGACUGCCCUGAAGCUAUUUAUCAACUAAUGCUAGAUUGCUGGCAAAAAGAGAGGACGCAUCGGCCCUCGUUCCAGUCCAUUGUGAAAACUUUAGAUAAGUUAAUUCGUGGCCCAGAUACUUUAAGAAAAAUUGCUCAGAAUCGUUCCACUAAUCCCUUAUCAGCUGACGCGCCCGACCUAACUCAAUUCACAUCCGUGGAAGAGUGGCUCAAUUCAAUAAAAAUGACCAGAUACCUGGAGAAUUUCCACCUAGGCGGUGUCAAUUCGAUGGACGCCGUAGUAAAUUUAACCGUCAAAGAAUUGACGGAACUUGGUAUAACUUUGGUGGGACAUCAGAAGAAAAUAAUGAACAGUGUACAGAAUAUACGGGCGCAAAUACGUGUCAAUGGUAAUGAAGGAUUUUUGGUUUAG
Molecule: messenger RNA, 3057 nt
Organism: Ceutorhynchus assimilis (cabbage seed weevil)
Lineage: Eukaryota; Metazoa; Arthropoda; Insecta; Coleoptera; Curculionidae
Source: the annotation of a GenBank genome assembly